Molecule: messenger RNA, 3741 nt
Organism: Chelonia mydas (Green sea turtle)
Lineage: Eukaryota; Metazoa; Chordata; Testudines; Cheloniidae
Gene: CERK
Product: ceramide kinase
Exons: 13
Coding region: 317-1957 (546 amino acids)
Molecular function (GO): kinase activity
Source: RefSeq, a predicted model, not a curated record
CUCACGGGCACGGCCCGACGCUUGGCCACAACGGGGAUCGCCGGGCGCGGCCCUUGGCCCCAGCGCCGCUUAGCGGCUUUGCACCCGGGCCCGUAUCUUCGCCGCCGCCAGCAGAGAGACGGCGAGGCUCCACCCUCGGCGGUGAUUUUCAUACGUGCUGACGCUCUCGUCCCCCCACGCUAGGCAAUAGCUGGAUAGCGGCAAGGCCGGGCCCCGUUAGCUGCCGGCUGCCGCCAUCCCGGUGCCCAGGAGCUGGGCGGCCCCUCAGGCCCGGGCUAUGCGUCGCGAGGCAGGCGUGCUCCGGCCCUGAGCGCCCAUGGAGCAGCCGGCGGGCGGCCGGCGGCCCCGGCUCGUCUCCUCGUUGGCCUUCGGGCAGCGCGCCUGGGAGGUCACGUUAGAGUGGGAGCCGGGGCUGCUGUCCUGGCGGGAUCCGCAGCCGCCCCGGGGCCGGGACGGCGGAAAUUAUUCUGUGCCCGCCUCGGAGAUUAUUGUUGUAGAAGAAACUGAAAUUGACGAGAAGCAAUGUAGUAGUGGAAAAUGGCAAAAAAUGGGAAAGCCGCAUGCUUUCACAGUAUAUUACAUGAAAAGAGCACAAAAACACCGCUGGCGGUGCAGCGAAGUAACGUUUUGGUGCGUUGAUGAGCAACUGUGUAACCAGUGGAUACAGGCACUUAAAGAAUUACUUGAGUUACAGAAAUCUAGACCAAAGCAACUGCUAGUGUAUAUUAAUCCAUAUGGAGGAAAACGGCAAGGGAAGAGGAUCUAUGAACAAAAAGUGGCUCCAUUGUUUAGUCUAGCUUCCAUCUCUACAGAUGUUAUUAUAACUGAACAUGCUAACCAUGCUAAGGAUAACUUAUUAGAAGUUAAUAUCUACAAGUAUGAUGGUAUUGUUUGUGUUGGUGGGGACGGAAUGUUCAGUGAAGUGAUGCAUGGUCUAAUUGGAAGAAUACAGAAGGAUUCUGGCAUAGAUCAAAAUAAUCCCAAAGCACCGUUAGUCCAGUGCAAUAUAAGGAUUGGCAUAAUCCCUGCUGGUUCAACAGACUGCAUAUGUUAUGCAACAGUUGGUGUCACUGAUCCAGUAACAUCAGCACUACAUAUUAUUGUGGGUGAUUCUCAGCCUCUGGAUGUCUCCUCCAUACAUCACAACAAUACAUUUCUUAAAUACUUCGUGUCACUGUUGGGCUAUGGUUUUUAUGGCGAUAUACUAAAAGACAGUGAAAAGAAGCGGUGGAUGGGUACGAUCAGAUAUGACUUUUCAGGUUUCAAGACGUUUCUUUCUCAUCAUUACUAUGAGGGAACAGUUUCCUUUCUACCUGCAAAACACACACUGGGAUCUCCAAGAGAUAAAAAAAAAUGCAGAACAGGGUGUUACAUUUGCAGGCAAAGUAAGCAACAACCAGUGGAGCAACAGAAGAAUUAUGGAUUAGAACAUAAAGAGGAUGAAAGAGGAGAAGAUUGGAAGGUUAUUAAGGGAAAGUUUCUGGCCAUCAAUGCAGUCAAUAUGAGCUGUGCCUGUCCACGGAGUCCUAAAGGCCUUUCACCAGCAGCUCACUUGGCAGAUGGCUCUAUUGACCUCAUUCUAGUUCGCAAAUGCUCCAGAUUCAAUUUUCUGAGGUAUCUCGUCAGACAUACAAACCAAGAUGAUCAGUUUGACUUCACAUUUGUAGAGGUUUAUCGGGUAAAGAAGUUUCAAUUUACAUCAAAGCAUUUAGAAGACAGUGUCACUGAUGUCAAGGAUGUAGGAAAGAAUCGCUUUGGUCAGUUCUGCAGAGACCAUCCAGCUUGUUGCUGCAAUCUUAGUAACAGCAUCUGGAACUGUGAUGGAGAAACUUUGGAUAGCUCCACAAUUGAAGUUAGAGUUCACUGUCAGUUAAUGAAACUCUUUGCAAGAGGAAUAGAGAAGAAUUCUAACGAUGAAGCUGUCUACAACCAGAGUACAGCUGAGCAAUUACUAUAGAUAUCCUUCCAGGCUGUUUAAAAAAAGGUUAAAGAAAAUUACCUGAGUAAAUAUGAAUUUCAUUCAAGUUAACAAAUAUUUUAAAAUUGGAAAGCAUUUUGACGGUUAAAAUAUAAUUUUAUAAAUAUUUUAUUUCCUCUGUAUACAUUUUAAAGGAUUUUAAAACUUCUCUGAGUCAUCAGGAGAUAUUUCAGAGAAACAACCAAAAUUAUGUGUGUGGCAGGAGGAGGAUUAAUUGGCUUACAUUUUCAUAAUGACUGAUGUUCAUUCCAUUUUUAAAUAACUAAUUGACUAGCUGUGUUGCAGUAAUAAUUAUAGAUGUGUUAAAGUAGUGUGAGUACUUUCCAUUGAAAUUACACUAUUGGAGUAGAUCAAAAUGAAAUAUUUGCAAUGUCAGUUUGAAACGAUCUGCUUUGCUAGAAUUAUUCUAUAGCUGCAUGUGAUUAAAUACUGGAAAGUAGUGAUAUAUCUUCAUUUACUUCAUCUUCAUCUCUAUUUUUGGUUAAUCUUUCAUUACUUGAUUCUGACUGUAUCUUGCAACUUAUCAAUGCAAUUCAAAUAUACAUUCCUGGCUUUAAGUAAUAAUUUUAAGAGUUUAGAAAUAUUUUAGUAAAUAAAAGGCACAUCUGUCUAUAAAGCAUACCUGAUCUUGUGUUUAUAAACACUUAUAAAGUGUUUAUGGAACUUUGUGGGAUUAUAAAAGGCUUUCGUGAACUGUUUGGAUGAUACCAAGUACCACAAGCUGAAGUAUCUCACAAGCAGCUCAUAGGGGCAUUUUAUAAUACCAGAAAGGCAUAGGCAAGAGAAAAAUUAUAAAUACAUUAUAAAGCACCAGCAAAUUCUACAUUUUCUAAGUAUUUUAAGUUAAUACACAAAAAGGUUCCCUCCUUGACAAUGGUACAGUCCUUUGGAGAGUCCAUUAUACAAGGUGAACAUGGGACCACAAGUUCAUCUUAAAUGUGAUUUAAUUGACUGAAAGAUUUUAGGUACUUUUAAUUAGUGAAGUGUGGAAAAUAAUAAAAUAAAACUUAAUUUGCUGUGUUUUGCGUGGGGAAAAACUGACCUUUGAUAAAUCACAAAUUCACUGUGUCAAUAGCUUGCUAUUUUAGCAGGGAAAAUUGAUGAUCCUGUACAGAUAUGGAGUGAUUAUUUACAUGUGUAUAUUAAUUUGAGUAUUAAUACUUUUGUGCUGAAAUCUGAAGUCAAUAUAGAUUUUGGACUGAAUUGUCUUUUAUCCAGUCUCACACCUACAUAAUGAAGAUCAGAGUUUAGCACCCUCUCUCUAUGUUGCCUUUUGAUGAGCAUAUGCUUUGCUAUAAAAGGUUUUGUUUGUGUUUGUUUUGUGUCUGAACGAUGAACAGUACCAUAUUUAAAUAACUUAUUGAAACUUCUGUUGUUUAGCUGCAGUAGUUUUGUUUUUCCCACCUGUUUGUAUUGUUUAAACUCUGAUAAUUUUUCAUCGUACUGCUGAAGCACUUGAAGUACAGUUAUCAUAGAUGGCUGGGUUUUUUUUCAAUAGAGGCAAUUACGUUUAAGUGUAAUUACUAAAUGGUGUGCUGUAUCAUUGCUACAAUGAUAUUCGUACUGCAGUGUUCUGAUAAAACAUAUGCAAAUAAUUUUCCUUUAAAAUACUUUUCUAAAAACCAUCUCAAUAUGAAAAUUACAGAUGGGAAAACUAAAAGUUUAACUUUUAAAAUCUUGCUGGCUUCAAGAUUAGAAAAGUACAUUUUGUUUUGACACAUUGAGGUGAACUCUUCUGAAAAAUAAAGUUGUGUUGUACACAA